GUGUGCCGGCACAAUAAGGGAAUGAGAGAGCUAGUCUGCUUGUUUGUGCAGCAGAUAUCGUCUUCAUCGUCAAGCUCAGUCCACGAAGGCUCUCUUAACAGAAGGCAUCGUAUUCAUUGCCAAGCUCAGUCCACAACAUCGUCUUCAUCACAGAAACUUUAUCGUCUGGAAGAUCAAAAACCGAUUGUGGCUAGUUAUUCCUCAAUAGAAGGCAUCGUCUUCAUUGCCAAGCUCAAUCCACCGAAGGCUCUCUCAACAGAAGGCAUCGUCAUCAUCGCCAAGCGUAGUCCACAACAUCGUCUUCACAAUUGA
Messenger RNA from Ilex paraguariensis (yerba mate), 312 nucleotides. Lineage: Eukaryota; Viridiplantae; Streptophyta; Magnoliopsida; Aquifoliales; Aquifoliaceae. The record is from the annotation of a GenBank genome assembly.